This is a messenger RNA of Psammomys obesus (fat sand rat), 3298 nucleotides long. RefSeq names its product ubiquitin conjugating enzyme E2 B (gene Ube2b). The transcript is spliced from 7 exons. Bases 1711 to 2169 code for a protein of 152 amino acids. NCBI's taxonomy places the organism in Eukaryota, Metazoa, Chordata, Mammalia, Rodentia, Muridae. Gene Ontology annotation, molecular function: ubiquitin conjugating enzyme activity. The record is from RefSeq and is a predicted model, not a curated record. Gene Ontology annotation, biological process: proteasome-mediated ubiquitin-dependent protein catabolic process; DNA repair; protein polyubiquitination. Gene Ontology annotation, cellular component: HULC complex.
CACAGCAUUUAAUCGCAUGUUUGUCUUCUUAACUAACCAUGUGAAAGAUUAGGAUCCGUAUGACCAAUAGGGGGAAAAGGCAGGGCAAGGCACUUGUUACCUAUUCCAGCUACUCAAAGAGGAGUCGAAGCCAGCCAGGGAAUUUAAAUAGACUGUUUUGUCCAGAGACACGGUGUCUCCGUGUGACUCAAGAUAACGUGGACUUGCACCCACCUAGUGCUGGGUUGCAGUUGUGCAAAACAUCCCUCUCAGUAAAAUCUUACAGGGCUAAGUAAGGCCCUGGGGUUCUAGGGCAUACUUCAAAAAGGAGGGGGGGAAAAGGUAAGAACAUUUAACUUUUAGUCACAUAGUGAGCAAGCAGCGUCGCCUACCUAACAAUCCCCAAGCUUCCUUUUUUUUUUUUUUUUAUGGGGGGAGGGGGAAGACCCUCAGGCUGCCCAGGGUGGUGAGGCUAGCCUUACACUCCGGAUCCUUUCCACUUUCUGAAUGGUGGAAUUAGCAGAAUGCACAAAGACAUCGGGCUCUCCAGAUGAUUUUAAGUCAAGAGAAUUCAGUUUGUAGAAAGGACAGAUAAGAGAAGUAGGAAACGUUAGCCCUUCCUGGUUUCAUGGCAGUGGAUUUCCACGUCCUUCCCCCUUCUAGAGCUGAAGAACUCCACAUGUACUGAACUGUUCGGUCCCUCGGACUAACAAAUCCUCACAACAGGAGCUUGAAGCUGAGGCUAGCUGGAAUUCUGUGACUUCGAAAAGGAGCCUGUAGGGCCAACGCUUCUGAACCUGCUGCGCAUCACCCUCUCACACACACACACACAACCGGGCACUUCCGGUCCAUCUGGACCUUCGCUGCGAUUGCACAAAGCUUUAAUGAGUUAUCUUAGACGCGAGAUGUAACUCCUACCACCCAUGUCUGCACGAUCUCUCCCCCGAGCUGAGUCAUUUUUGUAGGUUUCUCUGACAACCAGCAGCCCGUUGAUAUGCUCUCAAAUCACACCCCCACAUUUCUUGAGAAAUACAGCUAUGCCCUACCGCAGGCAAACUCACAUAUUCCAAUUUUCUUAGCUCUAUGCGGUCUGCAAGGCUUGGGCAACCUACUCCACUCUCUUAAGUAUGGAAACCCUAUUAGCAGGUACAGGCUAUUGGCCCAAACGCCCUCGGGCCCACCUCAUUUGCUCCCGCCUCAGAAGUCAAAACUGUUUAUUAUAACGCUACGCGACCCUUUCAGUACCUGCGCCACGCACCACCGUGGCUAAGCCACCUGAAACCACCGGAUAAAUUAAGUCCAGAUUUUUCUGGUUCCGUUUUACAGACUUAGGACGCAAAGCGGCCCCCUCCACACGUCUCCUCAGGCAGGGUCCCUACACUUGGGAGCGAAAGCACAACGUCCAACCAGAGGUGUCAACCCUUGAAGCCCCACGACCUGCUCCGUGAGAUCCGACGCCGGGAGCCAGGCGCCGCCGUCACGUGACCUCCGCUCGCGGCGUCACAGGGACACGUGGUUCUAGAUACUUCGCUCCCUCCCCCUCGGGGGUGGAUUGUUGACAACGCCGCCGGCGGUCAUGUGACCUGACGUCAGUCCCCCACCACCACCACCACCACCUCCUCUCUCCCGAAAUCUCAGGCUCCGGAUGCGCCCGUCUCCGCCCGUGCGGCCGAACCCGAAACCAGCGACAGGGGGAGAGAGGCAAGACUGACCGCGGGGCAGCUGCGGAGCAUGUCGACCCCGGCCCGUAGGAGGCUCAUGCGAGAUUUCAAGCGAUUGCAAGAGGACCCGCCUGUGGGGGUCAGUGGUGCACCAUCUGAGAACAACAUCAUGCAGUGGAACGCAGUUAUAUUUGGACCAGAAGGGACGCCCUUUGAAGAUGGUACUUUUAAACUAGUGAUAGAAUUUUCUGAAGAAUAUCCAAAUAAACCACCAACCGUUAGGUUUUUAUCCAAAAUGUUUCAUCCAAAUGUGUAUGCUGACGGUAGCAUAUGUUUAGAUAUCCUGCAGAACCGAUGGAGUCCCACAUACGAUGUCUCUUCCAUCUUAACUUCAAUUCAGUCUCUGUUGGAUGAACCGAAUCCAAACAGUCCAGCCAAUAGCCAAGCAGCACAGCUUUAUCAGGAAAACAAACGGGAGUAUGAGAAGAGAGUUUCGGCCAUUGUUGAGCAAAGCUGGAAUGAUUCCUAAUAGACACCCGGUCUGUUCAUCUUUUCAUCGUUGUUGUGUAUAAUUUACCUCCCAGUAGAAAGGCUAGCAAGUUUUAAGUGCCACGGGUUUUAAGGAUUCUGCAGAGAGAAAAGAAAAAGUCCUUCAGUUUAGAACCUACAAAAGCUUGUGUAUCUUGAUUAAUGUACUUUUUAUUGCAUGGUGUGAACUAAGUUAUUGCUGCAUAAAUUUGUAAUAUAUCCUGUUUGUAUUUUUUUCCAAGUGUAUAAUGUUGGUGUGGAGUUUUCAUGACAGAAUAUACACAUUUUGUAAAUCUGUACUUUUUUCAAAUAUUGAAUGCCUUAUUUUUGAAUUCUUUAGAUUUUUAAAUUGGAGAAAAACACUUAAAGUUUUUUAUAUAUGAAUAUUACAUGUAAAGCUGUUAAAAUACAUAACUUCAGUGCAAGAGACUUUGUCACUUAUUUCCUUACCUGUGCAGGAGGGACUGUGCAGUCUCUAGCUCCCCGCCAGGUGAGAGCCUCAUUUCCAACUGCAGAAGAUCACACUUCUGUCUAUCAAGAAAGUCUGCAAAUUUGAUUCCAAAACCAAUUCUGAUCUCCGGCUUUAUUUUGAAUGUACUUAUGUUAGUUGAGUUGAGUAAUUAUAGACUUACUGGUCUGAUUCUGUCCAGCUCUGUAUUUGGGCCACUUGUUAACGUGUGUUUCUCAUGUUAAACUGUACCUAUUGUGACUUCACAAUUGGCACCUCCACCACGGGCAGAGCCGACUUGCUCUGCUGUGUGGCAGUACUUCACAGGCUUUUGAUUCAGAAGAAAGUAAAACCAUCACCACUUCCCAGACGCUGUGCUGCAGUAUUAGCCCUGGCCGGUUGCGUUGGUUUGAGCAAGGCAGAGAUUUGGAAAGAAUCUUGGUGUAACUUGAAUAUUUGCAAACUACCUUUUCGUGCAGCUGCGCGCUGUUUAUUCGGGAACUGUUGAGCUCCAGGGCCUGCCGAGUUGCUUCUCACCCUCAGUUGUGUACAAGCUGUACUGCAUCUUAGUUUACUGCGUAGAUUUAAAACACAGUAUUGUAGAAAGCCAAUACAAAGCUAUCCUAUGCCUCCAAAUAGUAUAGAAAAUGAAAAAUAUACAAGUAAAUUCUGUUGAACCACU